CGCUUAGCAUUUCUUUCAAGGUGGGGGUCCGGUUGUCGGGAAAGAUGUCGACUCUCCACUGCCACUUCAAUUGUGAACCACGAGCCGGCGCAGGUGCAUGGACACUUUCUACCAGCCGCCGCAGACGAAUUAAAAAAAAUACUUCGACAAGGACCCAUCCUAUAACCUAAAAAGCACCGAGAAAUUCGACCAUUCUUUGCAUAAUAUACCGCCGAGUGCCCACCGGCGAUUUUUAUGUAAUACUCUGUAAUAAAGUGUUGUGCAACGAUCAUUUUGGCCUCAUAUUUUGGCGGCUCGCGAUAGUCCGUCGCCGUCGCCCGCCAUGGCCGCAGCGGUUGGCGCGCUUUCCUUUUGACAGUUCAGUGACGUUCCUCUACACGGACAUCGAUUUUCUUUUCUAUUACAAUCGUGAGUGCCAGUGUUAUUUAUGAAUUAGUGCAGUGAGAUUUUUUUUAAUGAAAUUCUUGACAUACACAAAAAUUAGACAAUGACGUCAUCUUAGAAAGGAUCUGUCAACAGAAUGGCCAAUAAUAAAUGUAUAAGCGUAUGCGCAGACGUGAGAGAGAUGAACAACAUCAACAAUAACCUCACCAAAGCCCAGCAGACGAACACGGGAUCGAGAGAGCGUGUGCAGAUGGACGCUACUGACUUGAACAUUAAUUGCGCCGAGUGCGCCGAAUGCAUCGACUGCGCGGGCCAGCAGAGAGUCAGCGAGCCCGCGCCCACGCCCGCCCUGUCAGACAUACAGCAGUUCUACCACGGCAAGAAUAUCCUCAUCACGGGAGCUACUGGUUUCUUGGGCAAGAUCCUGGUGGAGAAGCUGCUGCGGUGCUGCCCCGGUGUCGACAACCUCUACCUGCUGGUGCGUCGCAAGCGCGGUCAGGACAUUUACUCCCGCCUCGAGGACAUCUUCGAGGAUCCCGUGUUCGACCGGCUGAAGGCUGUGCUGCCCAAGUUCCGGCACAAGGUGGUGGGCGUGCCCGCGGACUGCGCCGCGCCCGGCCUCGGCCUCACCCUCGCUGACAGGCAGCUACUCACCGACAAGGUGAACGUGAUGUUCCACUGCGCGGCGACAGUGAAGUUCGACGAGCAGCUGCGCGCGGCGCUCGCCACCAACGUGCGCGCGCCGCUGCAUCUGCUGCGCCUCGCGCGCGACAUGCGCCAGCUGCAGGUGAUGAUGCACGUAUCGACGGCGUACUCCAACUCGCACCUGGCGCACGUGGAGGAGCGCUUCUACCCGUGCGCCGCCGACGCCGAGCGCCUGCAGCUCGCGCUCGACGACAUGACGGACGCGCAGAUCGACGACAUGCUGCCCACCAUCCUCGGCGAGUGGCCCAACACGUACACGUUCACGAAGGCGCUGGCGGAGAAGGAGCUGCGCCUGCACGCCGCCGGCAUGCCGCUCGGCGUCUUCCGCCCCGCCAUAGUGACAUCGACUGCCAAAGAACCUUUGAAGUGCUGGUUGGACAACAUGUACGGCCCCACCGGCGUCGCCGUCGGCAGCGCGACGGGCAUGCUGCGCACGCUGCAGUGCGACGCGCGCGUCACCGCCGACCUCGUGCCCGUCGACUGCGUCGUCAGCUGCCUGCUGGCCGCCGCGCGCCGCGUGCACCUCGCCUACGCCGCCAGUUCUCCGCCACCGGAGCCGCCCAUCUUCAACUACGUGAGCUCCGUGGAGAACCGCAUCACGUGGGGCGACUUUAAGCGGCACAACUUCGCGCGCAUCGACUCCCAGCCCUUCUCCAACGCAGUCUGGUACAUAUCGCUGCGGCUGACGCGCAGCGCGCGCCUGCACCGCCUCUACACGCUGCUGCUGCACCUCGCGCCCGCCGCGCUCGCCGACGCGCUCGCGCUCUGCCUCGGACACAAGCCCAAGAUGCUGAAGGUGUACAGCAAGAUCCACAAGUUCUCCGAGGUGAUCAGCUACUUCUGCACGCGCGAGAUCACCUUCUGCAACCGCCGCACGCGCCUCCUCUGGGACACCACCUCCAGCCAAGACAAAGAGCUGUUCCCGUUCAGCAUGGCGGAGGUGGACUGGGAGGAGUAUUUCGACCACUAUCUGCUGGGCAUCCGGCGCUAUCUCUUCAAGCAGUCGGACGACUCGCUGCCGCGCGCCAGGAUCAAGUGGAAAAGGUUAUACUAUCUGCAUCAGAUAGUCCGAUUUAUUUUCUUCGUGUUCGCUCUGUACGCGGUUUGGUCCAUGCUAGCCCUCAUAUGGUGACAUCACGACGACGGAGACAUUCGGGUGGCUGAAUGUUCUGCCGCCGCGCCGGCUGGAGCCCAUUGUAAAUAAAUGCGACGACCACAGAUAGUUUAAGUUCUAAUCGAAUCGGGCAUUGUCAUGUGACUUGCGCUGACUUCGAUCAACAAUACACUUGAUCCCGAAUUUACUAUACAGUAUUGUUUAUAUUAGCGCAAAGCCACACGGCAAAUACCAAGUGGAGACACAUGUACCUUUGUUACGGACUGCCUACACCUCGUCUGACAUAAGGUGAUAAGUGAAUACGUCGCACUGCGAUAAUGACGAGUGCUUUCUAAUCGACUAUUCGUCAUAGUUCCUCACCGCGGGGGCCCAGUCUACACAAGUUGAGGUAAAAUCGAUUUUGAAUCAUUUUUUCCGGUUGUUAUUCUUACAGAGAAAUAGUUGGUAGUCGUGAGUUGUAAAGUCAAUCAACUUCCAACGGGUGUACAUCAGACGAGGUGUAGUCAGCUGUAUUCUUAUUAUUUUAUUUCUGUAAGUAUAUACAUUUCAAAUUGUACAGUUGUGUUGUGCACAACAUUCAUGUUUAGUCUUGAUUGUAUUAUCAUAAAAUUUUAUAUUUAGAAAUAAUCUCUAGUAUAAUUAUUUAGU
This is a messenger RNA of Papilio polytes (common Mormon), 2851 nucleotides long. Its product is annotated as fatty acyl-CoA reductase 1-like. Gene Ontology annotation, molecular function: alcohol-forming very long-chain fatty acyl-CoA reductase (NADP+) activity. Gene Ontology annotation, cellular component: peroxisome. The transcript is spliced from 14 exons. The record is from RefSeq and is a predicted model, not a curated record. Gene Ontology annotation, biological process: long-chain fatty-acyl-CoA metabolic process. Lineage: Eukaryota; Metazoa; Arthropoda; Insecta; Lepidoptera; Papilionidae. The coding region runs from base 521 to 2221 and encodes 566 amino acids.